Molecule: messenger RNA, 2715 nt
Organism: Rhodofomes roseus
Lineage: Eukaryota; Fungi; Basidiomycota; Agaricomycetes; Polyporales; Fomitopsidaceae
Product: Adaptor protein complex AP-1 gamma subunit
Exons: 14
Coding region: 130-2637 (835 amino acids)
Biological process (GO): receptor-mediated endocytosis; intracellular protein transport; Golgi to vacuole transport
Cellular component (GO): membrane coat; Golgi apparatus; AP-1 adaptor complex
Molecular function (GO): clathrin-cargo adaptor activity
Source: RefSeq, a predicted model, not a curated record
CACUGCUUUGUCACUCCGUCACACGUGCGUCACGAUGGUCGCCGGCGCUUGUGCGCGUAUGUCGAGGACGCUGCCGCGGUGCCCAGAGUCAGACGGCGAAGCAAGUUACAACCACCGCGGACGGCAGCGAUGGUGUACCAUAAUCUCAAAGCCCUGAUCAAGGGGAUUCGGGCGUGUAAAACAGUGGCAGAUGAGCGUGCACUCAUUAAGCAAGAGUCGGCCAACAUUCGAGCAUCUUUCCGUGAAGAGGACUCGUACGCAAGGCAUAACAAUGUCGCGAAGCUGCUCUAUAUCCAUAUGCUGGGGUCGGAGGCGCACUUCGGCCAGAUGGAAUGUCUCAAGCUGGUCGCAAGUCCUCGAUUCUCCGACAAGCGGUUAGGUUACUUGGGAAUUAUGCUGCUCUUGGAUGAGAGUCAAGAGGUGCUCACUUUGGUCACGAACUCGCUCAAGAAUGACAUGAACCACGCGAACAUGUAUGCUGUCGGGCUGGCCCUGUGUACAUUCGCAGAUAUAGCAUCAGAGGAGAUGUCCCGGGACCUAGCCAAUGAGAUUGAGAAGCUCUUGGGAUCGAGCAACACUUAUAUCCGAAAGAAAGCAUCUCUAUGUGCUCUACGGGUGAUUAGGAAAGUGCCUGACCUCUCAGACCACUUCAUUGCCAAAGCCAAGAACCUCCUGGCCGAUCGCAACCAUGGUGUCCUCCUCACCGCCAUAACACUGGUCACGGAGAUGUGCCAAACCGAUGCAGGAUGCCUCGAGGAGUUCCGCAAUGCCGUACCAGUACUUGUCCGACACUUGAAAUCACUGGUGACAACAGGAUAUAGUCCGGAGCACGAUGUAUCUGGCAUCACAGAUCCCUUCCUGCAAGUGAAGAUCCUCCGUCUGUUACGUCUUCUCGGCAAGGGUGAUGAGAAGGCCAGUGAAACCAUGAACGAUAUCCUGGCACAGGUCGCGACGAACACAGAAUCCACGAAAAACGUCGGCAACUCUAUUCUGUACGAGACGGUCAUGACAGUCCUCGAGAUCGAGGCGGACAGCGGCCUUCGAGUCAUGGCUAUCAACAUUCUCGGGAAGUUCCUCAGCAACCGCGACAACAACAUCCGCUACGUCGCUCUCAACACUCUGAACAAGGUAGUUUCGAUCGAUACCAACGCAGUACAGCGCCAUCGGAACAUCAUCCUCGACUGUCUUCGCGAUGGCGACAUCUCCAUUCGCAGACGUGCGUUAGAGCUGUCUUACGCGCUGAUCAACGAACAGAACGUCCGCAUCCUCAUCCGCGAGCUGCUCGCGUUCCUGGAAGUUGCCGAUGACGAGUUCAAGCUUGGUAUGACGACUCAAAUCUGUCUUGCCGCGGAACGGUUCGCGCCAAACAAGCGGUGGCAUAUCGAUACUGUCCUCCGGGUCUUGAGGCUGGCUGGCAAUUCGGUGAGGGAAGAGAUCCUUUCGGCUUUCAUCCGGCUGGUAGCGCAUACUCCGGAGCUGCAAGCAUACACCGCAUCAAAGCUAUACACCUCGCUGCGCUCCGAUAUCUCGCAGGAGUCACUCACAUUGGCGGCUACGUGGAUACUGGGCGAGUACAGCGAAGCCGUGCUCGAAGGCGGCCUCGUCGAUGAAGAUAAGCCCAAGCCCAUCACCGACGUAGAGCUGGUCGACCUCCUGCUCUCCAUCCUUGACUCGCCCUACGCCAACUACCUGACCCGCCAGUUCGUCCUCACCGCCAUCACCAAGAUGUCCUCUCGCCCGACAACCUCCUCCGCCCAGCAAGAACGGAUAGCGAACGUGCUGCUGAGCUUUACGACGAGUCCAGAGCUGGAGAUUCAGCAGCGGGCAGUGGAGUUCGCUAGCUUGUUCACCCUCGACGUUCGUGCGGGCGUUUUGGAGCGUAUGCCGCCGCCCGAGCUCAAGGCGACUGUCAUGGGUGUCGUUAGCGAAAACAAACCCGUCGGUUCUCUGCAGCCAAGUAGAGAUGGCGAUCUACUCGGGGACGACAUCGCGACCGGCCCCAGUGCGCCAGUCAACGGCCACGCACCCGUACAAAGCAACCAAGACCUCCUCGCCGAGAUCUUCGGUAGCUCGUCGACGCCAGCACUCAGCCCUGCAGUGCCCGCACCGUCACAGAAGAGCACCGUGCAAGACAUACUCGGCCUGUUCGACUCUCCUGCCGCCUCGACGUCCACCCCCGUCCAGACACAUGCGCCGCCCCUGCCUGUGUCGAACGGUGCAAGCUCCGUGUUCAGCUUGCCGCAGACGCAGACCCCGCCUCCACAGCCGGCUGCACAGUCACGGCUGACGGCGUACCCGGCGUACGAUAAGAACGAGCUCAAGAUUACGCUGACGCCGCAGGUGCUCAAGCCGGGCGUUGUGAACAUCCUUGCGAGGUUCCAGGUCAUGGGCAGUACGCCAGUGACUGGACUCAACUUCCAAGCGGCUGUCCCGAAGUCGCAACAACUCCAAAUGCUACCCAUGUCGAAUCCAGACGUGCAGCCAGGCGCCACCGAAACACAACAAAUGCGGGUGAUAGCCCCAGUAGGAGCCAACGUCCGGCUGCGGCUACGUGUAGCAUACUCAGUAGGUGGACGAGCGGUGCAAGAUCAGGUAGACUUCAACGGAUUCCCUCCCGGACUGACAACCGGGUCAUAAUAGCCCUCAUACGCUUGUUCUGCUUUUCGGAUAUUUAGUGUUGCUCUGUAAUGCAGUGUGAAUUUCUCAUCGUCGCGA